AUGUCUUCUUCUACUUCCUCGGCGCCUCGCCCUGAUCCCAAACCCCUCGUCACCCAUCUCUACACGGCCGACCCCUCCGCCCACGUCUUCAACAACAAAAUCUACAUCUACCCGUCCCACGACCGCGAGACCGACAUCGCCUUCAACGACAAUGGCGACCAAUACGACAUGACCGACUACCACGUCUUCUCCAUGGACGCCAUCGACGGCCCCGUCACCGACUCGGGCGUCGUCCUCUCCGCCGCCGACGUCCCCUGGGUCUCCAAGCAGAUGUGGGCGCCCGACGCCGCCACCAAAAAUGGCAAAUACUACCUCUUCUUCCCUGCACGCGACCACGAGGGCAUCUUCCGCAUCGGCGUGGCCGUCUCGGACUCGCCUAUGGGUCCCUUUGCUCCGGAAAAGAGCUACAUCCCCGGCAGUUACAGUAUCGAUCCAGCCGUGUUUGUCGACACGGACGACUCGGCCUACUUGUACUUUGGUGGGAUCUGGGGUGGACAGCUGCAGUGCUGGGAACGCGCCGAUGGCUCGGCCUCGGCCUCGGCCGAUCCGCAGAUGAACGGGCUGGUCUUCAACAAGUCCAAGUCGGGUCCGCAGGAACCCUCCGGGGCUGGUGUACCGGCCUUGUGUCCGCGCGUGGGUCAAUUGUCGGACGAUAUGCUCACGUUUGUGUCGCCGCCGCGAGAGUUGCAGAUUCUGGCGCCGGAGACGGGGGAGCCGCUGGCGGCGGAUGAUCAUGAGCGGCGCUUCUUCGAGGCUGCCUGGAUGCACAAGUACAAGGGCAAGUAUUACUUUUCGUAUUCGACGGGUGAUUCGCACUACCUGGUGUAUGCGACGGGUGACUCGCCCUGGGGGCCCUUCACGUACCAGGGUCGCAUCUUGGAGCCCGUCUUGGGCUGGACGACGCAUCACUCGAUUGUCGAGUUCCAGGGCAAGUGGUACUUGUUCUAUCAUGAUUGUGAGUUGUCCAAGGGAGUGGACCACUUGCGCUCGGUCAAGGUGCGGGAGAUUGUGUAUGAUGAGGAGGAUAAGAUUCAUCUGGCAUAG
Penicillium oxalicum is the source of this 1044-nucleotide messenger RNA. Its product is annotated as glycoside hydrolase family 43 protein. The transcript has a single exon. The record is from RefSeq and is a predicted model, not a curated record. Bases 1 to 1044 code for a protein of 347 amino acids. NCBI's taxonomy places the organism in Eukaryota, Fungi, Ascomycota, Eurotiomycetes, Eurotiales, Aspergillaceae. Gene Ontology annotation, molecular function: hydrolase activity, hydrolyzing O-glycosyl compounds. Gene Ontology annotation, biological process: carbohydrate metabolic process.